Molecule: messenger RNA, 576 nt
Organism: Pestalotiopsis fici W106-1
Lineage: Eukaryota; Fungi; Ascomycota; Sordariomycetes; Amphisphaeriales; Sporocadaceae
Exons: 3
Coding region: 1-576 (191 amino acids)
Source: RefSeq, a predicted model, not a curated record
AUGGGAGGCAAACUUUGGUCAGAUCAAGAGGAGCGGUACUUCUGGAGGGUUACCAUGCCCCAGUCCGUCAAGCGUAUCAACCCCCCGGCGGACCAGCAAUCCGAAGCCCAGCAAGACGUCGUAGAGAAGUCCUGGGCGGACCUCGCUACGGAGAUGGGGACUGCGAUGGGAGAUGAUGCUCGCCGCCAAUAUACCGGCACGAUGCUUUUCGAACAUUACUUUCAGAACAUUGAAUUGGAGCGAGUCUCACCCAACGCUGGAAGAUAUGUACGCAAGUUCUUGAAGUCCGCCGGUCUGGUCGACCAUGCACUUCUCAAGACCAAUCAAGCUUCACGUUCACCUCCAAGAGCGUUUGCGCCGCGCAACGAUCGAGAGGGUUAUUCCGGUCCCGUCCAAGCCAGGAGUUGUUACUCUCACCUCAGUAAGACCUCGAGCAUCGUCAUCUUCACUGGCGUGCCUCGCCAAUACCUCGAUGUCUCCGACACCGCCAAGGCCUCAUCUGGACCCUCCUCUAAACACCCGACUCGUGACGACCAAGUCCUCAAAGAGCCCCAGCCUAAGAGAUAUGCCCCUUAG